CCCCGCCGUGAGCGCCGGCCGGCCAGCCGCCCUUGCCCUACAGGUCCUCCGGACCCACGUCGCCUGCCAUCGUGCGUGCAAACGCUCCGGUGUCCGAAAGUGAUUCGUGGGGGCGUCGUGGAGGCCCACCGCAUUCCUACCGCCGUCUUACGCGGCCAACUGGCCUCGCCCCUCCGUCGCUGCGUGGAACGGCAGACCCGGGAGUAAAAGAGGCAAGGACGACGAGACACGCGGCACCGCAGUCACGCUGCCACCACCAUGUAUGUCGGCAAACUGGCGGGUUGUGUUCGUGAAGAGAAGGAGGAGGGACCCAGGCUCGGCGCCUGUGCCCCAUCCCGAUGCCCCCUCCAACCGCCCGGCGCUGCCGGGCUUGUCAGUGGGGGUGUUGUUACACAAAUCUAGCCAAGGACGGGCUGACGCUCAGCGACUCGUAGCAACAAGGCUACUUGACCGCUUACACGACCCGCUUGGUCACUUCAGUCGUCUGCAGAGGAUUCAUCCCCGCGCGAGGUGACAUUGCAAUUCGCCAGCCAGCUCCCAGGGGCUUCUCCCUAAGAGCCGUCGCCAGCCUGCUGAGGUGCAUGGCCCGAAGGCCUAUUCGUAUCCAACUACGACGUGCGGGGCAACAUCGCCGCGUUCCGGCACGGAUUCUGACUUAGAGGCGUUCAGCCAUUAUCCGGCAGAUGGUAGCGUCGCGGCACUGCCUGGUCAGACAGCCGCAAAAACCAAUUAUCUGAAUCAACGGUUCCUCUCGUAC
This is a messenger RNA of Aspergillus sclerotioniger CBS 115572, 757 nucleotides long. The record is from RefSeq and is a predicted model, not a curated record. Lineage: Eukaryota; Fungi; Ascomycota; Eurotiomycetes; Eurotiales; Aspergillaceae.